AUGAAACCUCUAGUUUCAAACAUUGCUCGCGUUCAAGAGCAGGAUGGCAACGAUUCAGCAGACACCAGUGUGUUUUUCAAGCUAUACGAGGACUAUAAAAAGUUGGACACUGAAGCACAAGACGCCAGACGCUUGAACGAUGAAAAUUAUCGGACACACACAAUUUUCACCCGACAGAUGAAGGCUGAGGCUCCCGAUGAUUAUGCUGGAAAUACUCGGGCAACAAAAGAGUGGCAUCUAAAAGCUGCUUCUCUCGCAGAGUAUGCCCGUGACAAACUCAAGGCGUAA
This is a messenger RNA of Penicillium cosmopolitanum, 288 nucleotides long. RefSeq lists its product as uncharacterized. The transcript has a single exon. Bases 1 to 288 code for a protein of 95 amino acids. The record is from RefSeq and is a predicted model, not a curated record. NCBI's taxonomy places the organism in Eukaryota, Fungi, Ascomycota, Eurotiomycetes, Eurotiales, Aspergillaceae.